AGGAAGCAGGCAGGACCAGCAGGAUGACGACCGCCAUUGACGGGGUCGAGAGGUUUGACAGCGCCGGCAAAGGGCGAGGUCUCCGCGUAACGAGAGCCUUUAAAGUCGGAGAGCUGCUCUUCUCCAGCCCGGCCUACACCUACGUGCUGUCCGCCAGAGAGAAAGGAGGAUACUGUGAGUUCUGCUUCAACAGGAAGGAGAACCUGGCAAGAUGUGGGAAGUGCAAGAAGGCUUACUACUGCAAUGUCAAAUGUCAGAAGGGGGACUGGGCCAUGCACAAGCUGGAGUGCUCUGCCAUGGUUGCUUUCAGGGAGAAAUGGUGCCCGUCAGAGACGUCCCGACUUGUGGCUCGAAUUCUCGCCAGGAAGAAAACACAGAAGGAACGAUGUUCGUCGGAGAAGAUUUUGCCGAUAGAAGAAAUGCAGUCACACGUAGAGGACGUAGACAACGAGAAAAGAGAGGAGAACCAGGCAGACGUGGCCAGGCUGCAUCAGUUUUACUCCAAAAAUCUGGACUUUCCCGACGCCAAAGAGCUGCUCUCGCUCUUCUCCCAGGUGUCCUGUAAUGGCUUCACCAUAGAAGAUGAUGAACUGUUCCAUAUGGGCACCGCAGUCUACCCGGACCUGGCGCUAAUAAACCACAGCUGUCUCCCCAGUGUCAUCGUCACUUAUAACGGGACGCGGGCGGAGGUCCGAGCGGUGAAAGACAUGAAGCCCGGAGAUGAAGUCCUGAUCAGCUAUAUAGACCUUCUGUACCCGACUGACGACCGCAACAAGAGGCUGAGGGAGUCCUACUACUUCACCUGCGACUGUCAGGAGUGUAAGAGCAGGUCUAAAGACAAGGUGAAGCUGAAGGUGCGCAAGCAGAUGGAGGCCGAGGCUGUCAGCGCCACGGUGCGCUACGCCAGGAAGACCAUUCGGGAGUUCCGGGCCCUCAAAGACGUGAAAACCCCUAGCGAGCUGCUGGAGAUGUGCGAGCAGAGCCUGGAAGAGAUGGGGGCCGUGUUGGACGACUCCAACGUCUACAUGCUGCACAUGAUGUACCAGGCCAUGGGCGUGUGCAUCUACAUGUCGGACACAGAGGGCGCCGUCAGAUACGGCGAGAAGCUCCUCAAACCCUUCAGCCAGCUGUAUCCUGCCUACUCUCUGAACGUGUCGUCCGUGUACCUGAAGCUGGCCAGACUCUACAUGGACCUGGACAGGCUCUCCAUGGGCAGGAGUGCGCUGAAGAAGGCAAUGGCCAUCAUGGAGGUGGCCCAUGGGAGAGAACACCACUAUGUGAAAGUGCUGCGCGAGGACAUGACACAACUGGGAUGAGCGUCUUUCAAUACUUUCUCAGGUUUUCAUACUGAAAGAAUAUAAGCCAAUGAAGUAUUAUUUAUGGAUGUUUUUAACAUAACAUACUGUAUUUUCCGGACCAUAGGGCGCACUGGAUUAUAAGGCGCACUGCCGAUGAAUGGUCUAUUUUCUAUCUUUUUUCGUAUGAGGCGCACUGGAUUAUAGGGCGCAUUAAGGGAGUCAUAGUAUUAUUAUGUUUUCUAAAUGUAAAAGACUUCCUUGUGGUCUACAUCAGUGUUUUUCAACACUAGUGUGCCAUGAGACACAGUCUGGUGUGCCGUGGGAGAUGAUCUAAUUUCACCUAUUUAGGUUAAAAAUAUUUUUUGCAAAGCAGUAAUUAUAGUCUGCAAAUGAUGUGUCGGUGCUGUCUAGAGCUCGGCGGAGUAACCGUGUAAUACUCUUCCAUAUCAGUAGGUGGUAGUCGGUAGCUAAUUGCUUUUUAGAUGUGGGAAACAGCGGGAAGCAGGGUGCAGGUAAAGAGGUGUCUAGUGCUUAAACCAAAAAUAAACAAAAGGUGAAUGCCCCUAAGAAAAGGCAUUGAAGCUUAGGGAAGGCUAUGCAGAACGAAACUAAAACUGAACUGGCUACAAAGUAAACAAAAAAAGAAUGCUGGACGACAGCAAAGACUUACAGCGUGUGGAGCAGACGGCGUCCACAAAGUACAUCCGUACAUGACAUGACAAUCACCACCAAAAUAGGAGCGCAAGACAAGAAGUAAAACACUACACACAGGAAAACACAGAAAAACUCAAAAUAAGUCAGGGUGUGAUGUGACAGGUCGUGACAGUAGACCUACUUUGAGACAAGAGCUAUAGUGAUGCAUGCUUGGUUAUGGUUAUGGUUUGAAUUCAUAUCCGACAAUUGCGACAACGACUUUUUACUGUCAACUGAGUUUCGUUUUUUAACGAUUUCUGCUGGUGGUGUGCCUCCGCAUUUUUUCAACGCAAAAAAUGUGCCUUGGCUCAAAAAAGGUUGAAAAACACUGGUCUACAUAACAUGUAAUGGUAGUUCUUUGGUCAAAAUGUUGCAUAGAUGAUGUUUUACAGAUCAUCUUCAAGUCGCUUUCUGACAGUCACUUCAGGAUGUGCUGUUUUGUGGGCGGUCUUAUUUACGUGACUCACCUUCGACAGCGUCUUCUCCCCGCCAUCUUUGUUGUAGCGGUGUAGCGUGCAAGGACGGGAGUGGAAGAAGUGUCAAAAGAUGGAGCUAACUGUUUUAAUGACGUUCAGACUUUACUUCAAUCAAUAACGGAGCAGCAUCUCCUCAUCCGGAAACAACAACAACAGGAAAUGUGUCCCGUGAAAAAGCGUCCGACCGGAACUCUCUAAUAACUAAAGUUCCUUGGGUGAAUAAUGUAAACUCACUAUACCGGUAUGUUUUAGCGCUUUCAUGGUGAGUUUACUGACAGAUAUAAGUAAGAACUUUACACUACUUUAUAUUAGAAAUGGCAACAGCGGAGGAUGAAUGUCACAUAACAAGAAGAUAGAGAAAAAGAAGAAGCUUAUCGACUACAAAGGGGGACGCGCGGAAAUUUUCAGGACUUAUGCAGAUCACAAAUACAGAUCAGCAGGUACCUAAAGGUAAGAAAAGUUGCUUUUGCAUAAUAUUGCGAAACAAAACGCCAGAUAAUAUGUCUUACCUUAUACACACACCAUAAUAAUACUGGUAUGUUGAAGCACAGUACAAUCCAUCAAGCGGUGUGGCUUCAUAGCUUACCAAAGUCCUACUAAAACAUUUUGAUAGAUUUUUAAACGCUGUGUGUAAUGUUCUAUAUUUUCAAUGGGACAUAUAAAAAGUUGGUGUCUACUUGAGUCAUAUUGCAGUCGACACGUAUCUCUUAUGUUUGACUGCCAUCUGCCGGUCACACUUAUCAUUUCACCAUGUACCAAAUAAAAUUGCUUCGAGAUCGGUAAGCACAACCAGAAUUAUUCCGUACAUUAGGCGCACCGAGGUAUAAGGCGCACUGUCCAGUUUUGAGGGAAAAAAAUGAUUUUAAGUGCGCCUUAUAGUCCGGAAAAUACGGUAAGCGUGUUAUUUUGUCUCUCCAGAGAGUUGUGCAUUUGAUGUUUACUGAUGUGGCCCAAAGUUGCUGCUUUCAACUCUUAAGAGCUCUUACAAUUUCAGUUACACUUUUUACCCUCAGGUCCCAAAUUGGUCCCGCUUAGAAAGGUGCAAUAAAAAUGUAAUAGAUAUUUGUUUUGUUUUUCACCAUCACCCAUAUUUUGGCAAAAACGUUCAUACAAACUAUAUAUAUAUAACGCUUUUUUCAUAUUUAUUUAAUUGUUUGAAUUGUUUUUUUAAACACGUAUUUGGAUAUACACAUAUGUUUGUUUGGAAUGGAUA
Molecule: messenger RNA, 3680 nt
Organism: Entelurus aequoreus (snake pipefish)
Lineage: Eukaryota; Metazoa; Chordata; Actinopteri; Syngnathiformes; Syngnathidae
Product: N-lysine methyltransferase SMYD2-A-like
Exons: 12
Coding region: 24-1316 (430 amino acids)
Cellular component (GO): nucleus
Molecular function (GO): protein binding
Source: RefSeq, a predicted model, not a curated record